Musca domestica (house fly) is the source of this 887-nucleotide messenger RNA. RefSeq names its product RNA-binding protein 8A. Gene Ontology annotation, cellular component: cytoplasm; nucleus; exon-exon junction complex. The transcript is spliced from 2 exons. Lineage: Eukaryota; Metazoa; Arthropoda; Insecta; Diptera; Muscidae. Bases 112 to 612 code for a protein of 166 amino acids. The record is from RefSeq and is a predicted model, not a curated record. Gene Ontology annotation, biological process: RNA splicing. Gene Ontology annotation, molecular function: mRNA binding.
GUUGUCGCCUACGUUAGCCAACCAAAUUGAUGCCGACUCGUGUUUUUUUAUAGUUGUCGAUUGCAUUUUUCCAAUUUUGAAAAGAAACCAAGUCAUUUCUCAGACAAAACUAUGGCUGACGUUUUGGAUAUUGAUAAUGCCGAAGAGUUUGAAGUAGAUGAGGAUGGUGAUCAGGGAAUCGUCCGUCUCAAAGAGAAGGCAAAACACCGCAAAGGCAGAGGUUUUGGCAGUGAAACCACAACGCGUGAAACAAUUCAUCAAUAUGAACGUGUACGUCAUGAAGAUGACGAUGAACUAGAACCCGGCCCACAACGUUCAGUGGAGGGUUGGAUUCUGUUUGUAACAAAUAUCCACGAAGAAGCCCAGGAGGAUGAAAUACAAGAGAAAUUCUGUGAUUUCGGUGACAUCAAAAAUAUCCACUUGAAUUUGGAUCGGCGAACGGGUUUCUCCAAGGGCUAUGCUUUGGUCGAAUUCGAAACACACAAACAGGCCUUGGCCGCAAAAGAUGCUUUAAAUGGUGCAGAGAUAAUGGGUCAAGCUAUACAGGUCGAUUGGUGCUUUGUUAAGGGUCCCAAACGUUUGAAGAAAUCAUCAGAAAAAAGGCGUCGUUGAAAAGAGGAAUCGAAUCACAGGAUCAACGGCAAUUUUAUGACUAAAACUGUAUUUUACAUUAAUAUUUAAGACUUUUGCAUUCACUCAACUCUGGUAAAAAAAAGUUCAUGCAUCUACAUAUAUAAGUGAACCAUUGCAAAUAUCGUAAAUAUAGUUAAAUUAUAAAAACGAUGAAGAGACGCUACAAUGAAUUUUGAACAAAUAUUAACAUUUUGUAAUGUUAUAUGUACCUACAAAAGAAAAAAAAUAAAAUGAAGCUCAGAUAACACCAUGUA